GUCAUUUUGGAAAUUAGGUUAUAUCUCAAGUUUUCUUAAGUCUGGCAACUCUGCACUUGCAAGCGCCGUUAUCCUCGCCAUAUUUUUAGGUGUUUUGUUUUCUCUUCGUCGUUCGCAUACUUCUCGGUUAAAUAGUGAAAUAAUUAAAGAUUAAUAUCAGGAAAUUGCAAAAGAAUGGACCAGAACCUGGCUGCCGAAGAAAACAUCUUCGUGGUCAAUGAAAAAUCGGAGAAGAAUCGCUAUCAAACUGAAAACGAGCGCCUGGCAAAAACCCAUUGGCUCAGCGAUUAUGCCCGGGAUAUAUUUUUCACAAUGAGGGAGCAGGAAAAGCGUCGUCUGCCGAUGUAUUUCCUUUCGCCGCAAAUUGAUGAACGCCAAAAGAUGCUGGAGUUGCUCCAAAUGGUGGCCAAAACACACAAAAUCAGUCGAUGUGCCUUGCAUUUGGGUAUGUACUACAUGGAUCGCUUUUCGGACCACUACAAAAUCCGUGUGGACAAGCUGUCUUUGGUGGCGCUCACCUGCCUCCAUAUUGCGGCCCAGAUCGAGAACACCGAUGCCUUUAUACCGCGCUACAGCGAAAUGAACCAGCUGGUGAGGAAUGCCUACACAGCCUUCGAGUACAAGGCUGUGGAGCGGAAGCUGCUGUGCUUCCUCAACUUCGAGCUAGUGCGUCCCACAACGGCCAGUUUUGUGGAGCUCUUCGCCUGCAGUUUCCUCACUCGCUGCGAUUUCGCGGCCUACACUAGGAUGCUGGACGAUUUCGAGAGGAAUCAGAAUCUGCAUCCAUAUCAGCGAUAUGGAAGCUUCGAACAAAUGUUGGCCAGUUUGGCGCAGUUGCUGCUCCGCAUGGCGGAUUAUACAUUAACCAUUUUCAGAUUUGCCAAUGAACCGCCCUCACUUUUGGCCGCCGCCUGCAUUGCUGCAGUUCGUCAGGUGAGCGGCGUGAAGCGCUGGUCGGGCUACCUCAUCGGAUUGACCGCCUACACCGAGGCCCAGGUGGAGCCCUUCAUAGACGUGAUAGCCGGCUACCAUUUCUACCAAACCAUCCAGCCAAUUUGCGAAAUUUCCUCCUCUGGCCAAGAAAGCAAUCAGAAUUUAUCUAGUCCCGAUUCAGGAUUCGAGCAAUCGCUCACUGAAAGCACGGAUUUGGUGGUCUCCGAUGAAGUGGUCAGCUUGGGAGUGGGCACCUAUAACAUUAUCACUGUUCAGAUGCAGGAUUCAAGGGCUUCCGAAGCUCAAACGAAUCUUAAACGUCCGCGGAUCGAAGAUAAUGGCGAAACACAGCCGGCCCUAAAACAACCCAAAGUUGAUUAUGAACCCAUAGAUUAGGAAACCUUAAAAGUCAAAACCAGUUUCAAGGUGCCUAAAUAAGAACGUAAAAACACAAAUAUUUCCUUGUUCAAUUGAUUUGAACC
Molecule: messenger RNA, 1415 nt
Organism: Drosophila gunungcola (fruit fly)
Lineage: Eukaryota; Metazoa; Arthropoda; Insecta; Diptera; Drosophilidae
Gene: CycJ
Product: cyclin-J
Exons: 4
Coding region: 175-1329 (384 amino acids)
Biological process (GO): mitotic cell cycle phase transition; regulation of cyclin-dependent protein serine/threonine kinase activity
Cellular component (GO): nucleus; cyclin-dependent protein kinase holoenzyme complex; cytoplasm
Molecular function (GO): cyclin-dependent protein serine/threonine kinase regulator activity
Source: RefSeq, a predicted model, not a curated record